This is a messenger RNA of Calypte anna (Anna's hummingbird), 9466 nucleotides long. RefSeq names its product senataxin (gene SETX). Gene Ontology annotation, biological process: termination of RNA polymerase II transcription. The transcript is spliced from 26 exons. The record is from RefSeq and is a predicted model, not a curated record. Gene Ontology annotation, molecular function: helicase activity; transcription termination site sequence-specific DNA binding. Gene Ontology annotation, cellular component: nuclear body. The coding region runs from base 248 to 8287 and encodes 2679 amino acids. NCBI's taxonomy places the organism in Eukaryota, Metazoa, Chordata, Aves, Apodiformes, Trochilidae.
AGGGCGGGAGAGAGAGAGCGAGAGACGGGCGGACCGGACCGGACCGUGAGGCUGGUGACCGAGAGCGGCGGCGGGAGAUCUCCAGCAGCCUCUCCAGGCCCGCUCCCCAGGGGAUGGAUCGCUGAGCGCAGGGCUGUGAAGAGGGAGGGCAGGGGGUCCCAGCCCCCUCCCCAUGCUGCGGGGCAGCUCCGGGCCCCUUCCCGCCAUGUGACCGCAGACACCCGCACGGCCAACACCUCCCCGAAGAAUGAGCACAUGUCGAUGGUGUACACCAAGUGGUUCUGACACCACUGAGUUCCUGAAAAGCUAUGCUGUUAAAGAGUUGUCCUUGGAAGAUCUUAAGGGAUCCAAUGAAGAUCUCUGUUACUGCCUGGAGUGUGUGGUUGAAUACCACAAAGCACGGGAAGAGCUGCCAAAGUUGCAUGAGAUCUUGUGGGAGUUGGAAACCUCCCGUCUUGUUGCCCACAUUGAGAAAUCCAUCCAAGAAGACUCUGGAGAAGAUGAUGAGUUGUUUAUAGUGAAUGAGAAUGGAGAGACACAGCUGUCUGAUGAUGUGGGGCCAGAUUUUGAGAAUAACCUGAGAGUGCCUCUUCUAGAGAUACUGAAAUAUCCAUAUCUGCUGCUGCACAAGAAAGUCAGUGAACUGUGUGUAGAAGUGCUCUGUAGAAUGGAGCAAAAUCACAGUUCCUUUCAGGUCUUUGAGAAAUAUCCAGGAAUUUAUCUCUUUUUGGUACACCCAAAUGAAGUGAUUCGCCGAUGGGCCAUCCUAACAGCAAGGAAUUUAGGGAAGGUUGAUAGGGAUGAUUACUAUGACUUGCAGGAAGUGCUGACUUGCUUGUUCAAAGUUAUUGAGUUGGGGCUUUUUGAGAGUCCAGAUAUUUACAACUCUUCAAUGUUUGAAAAGGGUAAACUCAUCCUUCUGCCAUCUCAUUUAUAUGACACUACAAACUACAAGAACUAUUGGCUAGGGAUUUGUAUGCUGCUAACAGUGCUGGAGGAACAAGCUAUGGACUCCUUGUUACUGGGACCAGAGAAACAAAAUGAUUUCAUGCAGUCUAUACUUCACACCAUGGAAAAAGAAGCAGCUGAUGAUUCCACUGACCCCUUCUGGCCAGCACUGCAUUGCUUCAUGGUUAUUUUGGAUCAGCUCGGAUCUAAAGUCUGGGGUCAGCUGAUUGAUCCUGUCCAAGCCUUUCAAACCAUUAUCAACAGUGUGAGCUACAACAAUGAAAUAAAAAAUAUACGCAGUAGCUUUAAGAGGACAAAAUCUGAACCAGAGUCGGAUUACAACAAUGACAUGAUUACUUGCAGUCAGAUUGUAUAUAAUUAUAACACAGAAAAGCUUCAGAAGGAUACUGGCUGGAAGACUGCCAUUUGUCCAGACUACUGCCCCAACAUGUAUGAAGAUAUGCAAACACUGGCUAACGUGCUUCAGUCUGAUAUUGGCAGAGAUAUGCGUGUCCAUAACAGCACAUUUCUGUGGUUCAUCCCUUUUGUUCAGUCUCUUAUGGAUCUGAAGGACUUGGGUGUAGCUUAUAUCGUGGAGGUUAUUCACUACCUCUACUCAGAAAUCAAAGAUGUACUCAAUGAAAGAAUCCAGCAAUGUGACAAAAUCUCUGAAUUUUUUCUUCUGAUCUUGGUGUCAAUCAUUGAACUCCACAGAAACAAGAAGUGUCUGCAUUUGCUGUGGAUUAGCUCUCAAGAAUGGGUGGAAGUGGUGGUGAGAUGUGCUAAGCUGCCAGCUAUAGCAUUCACCCGGUGCACUGAAAAAUCCCCUGGGCACUCCACGAGGGGUUCCUCAGGAGGAUCUUCACAAGCUUCUAACUCUGUGCAGCAUGCCUGUGUGCAGCUGAUACGCAGCCUUCUGAAAGAGGGCUGUCAGCUGGGGCAGCAGACUCUUUGCAAGCAAUACCUGAACAAACUCAAUCUUCUUCUGCGAGGAAACUUAUCUUUAGGUUGGCAGCUGAACAUCCAGGAAACCCAGGAAUUGCAGCUGUGUUUAAAGCAAGUCAUAAGAUAUAUAAAGGACAGAGCAUUGAAUACCUCUGUGGCCAUGGGGAACAAUGCAAGCUCUGCAGCUUUGCCCAACAUCUCAAAGCAGGAGAAGAGUGGAUGUGGUGAUGUACAUGGCAGAAAUGACUUGUGUUCAUCACUUGCUGUCACACCAAAGGAAGGCAGAGAUAAAGACUGUCCAGAGAACCCCUUCUCUAGAAGCAAGUGUGCCUGGGAAGAGGGAUGUAGAGAUGCAUCUAAAAGUUCAACAUCUUGGAUGUCCACAGAAGGCAUUUUGAUGAAUAUUAAAAAGGAACAUAAUGAAUUGGCAACUCAGGAAUAUGUCUGCCCGCAGAACUCUUUGGCAACAAAAGUAUGUGGGAAAGCUCAGGAACAUAGGAACAGUGAUCUUGUGUCAGGGAAAUGCAAUACAGAUAAUCAGUGCUUAAACCCAAGUGCACAGCUGUCAGAUUUGAGAAGAGGCAGGGAGCUGGGGAACAAAUGUGAAGCAGGACCCAUAAGCAAUGUGUCUUCCAGUUCCUCUUCAAAGUUUAAAGUAGAUGCACAUGGACUUAUGAAUUUGAAAAAACUGGUCCAGAAAGCAGGAUUAGCAUCAAAAAUAUCACAGUCAACAAAUCCAUCUGACUUUAAAAGCUGCUCUGCCUCCUGUAAAAAUGAACCUGGUGUACAGAAAGAUGAAGAUGCUGCUUCAGAGGUUACUGACACCAUACUGAAAAUAGAAUCCACUGAAAUAAAAUCAAGUCCGUUGUUGAAGUCUGUAUUUAAGAAAGACCCUGACAUGGAAAUUUCAGACCAGGAACAGCCUAAUUUAAGCACCUCUUUUAAAAAACAUUACUCUAAAGGUCAAAUUUCAAAGACACUCUGUGUGGAGAAAACUUCAGCAAAUUAUCUUUGCCCAUCUACCUCUGAAAGAAAGAGGGGUGUAUCCAACCCUACUUCUCAGAUCAGGCCACUGUCAGUGAAGAGUGAAUCAAGUGACAGUUUGUUAAAAUUUUCAGAAUAUUUCAAGAGAGAAAACAAUGUGGGGAAGAAAGAGGAGAAUUUUGUGAAAACAGUGGCUGAAGAUAAUCCUCUAACAGACUCCCAGGUUGAUAGAGACCUCAGUAAAUUAUCUUUAGCUGCAUAUGCCAAAGGUGUCAAUUUUCCCUUUGAUUCCAGCCAAGAGGCCUCAGUACAGCACAGCAUAGGUGAUAUUAAAAGGAAAGUGAAAGGUGCUGUAAGAUCUUCCAGUGAUGGCCAAAGGACUAAAUCCUCCUGUGAUGACCAUAAUAAUCAAAUAAUAGUAAUUUCAGACUCUUCUGAUGAAGACAAUGUUGUGGUUUACAAAGAGGAAGCAGAAAAGAUGAAUGAAAAUGUGCAUCCUGAAAAGCAGCCUUUAACUUCCAGUGGCUUUUCUGAAUCAAAGACACCAAACUCUCCCUUCUCACUUGAAGACUGUGAUUCUCAGUACUUUGAAUUUGAAACAGAGGGUGAUGUCUUUUCAGUUUGGCAAGAUACUCAAGACUAUACUACAGAAGCAACUCAGGAGUAUAAACAAGGUCAUGUUUCACCAAUGGUUGAUGGUAAUAAUUCAGAUGGCUUAUUGGGUGAUCACACAAAUGAAUGGGGUUAUGAUGUGGAUUAUGUAAGUGAUGAUGUCAUGGAAGAAGCAGCAAACUUGGUAGAAAAGCAGAUAGACAAUACUUCUAGUCUGAAAGAAGCUGAUAACACAAAGGGAGCAGCAGAGUCAGUGUUGCAAGAAUCUGUUAGUAAGGGAAAUGCAAGAGAUCAACUGGAGUACUGUGCAGACAAAGGUCCUGUUACUGAAGACUUUCCCCUGGACUCCAAAUCAACUGAACCCAGAGCAUCUACAUCUAGCAUGUCAUUAGCUUCAAAGCUGGCCCUUAAGAAAAACAUCAUGAGCCCACGGAAGAAUGCAGCAAAAUCCAAAGUAGCAAGAACUAUUCAAAGAAGUCCUAAAAGACCUGUUCUUAAAGCAGCACAGAAUAAAAAGCACCUGCUCCUUCAAAAUUCCCAACCUGGCAGGUCAGUGCCUGCUGUGGUUCCUCCAAGGAAGGUUCGGCAGUGCCCUGCACCAGAAUCAACUGCAGAAAAGUUGGGUCUGAAGAAGGGACCUCGCAAAGCUUUCGAGUUGUCCCAGCGCUCCCUGGAGAGCGUGGCGCAGCUGCGCAGCCACGGGAGAGCUGCGGGGAGAGUGGCAGUGGCACAGAAACGGAAGAGUAAACUGAUUGCUCCUCAGAAUUUGUCUGUAAAAUAUAAUAAAAAAUUGCUAGCCUGCCAGGACCGGCUCCAUUACAGGCAGACGAGGCCCCAGAAAGGUGGGAAAAAUCCUGCAGGAGGUUCUGAGAGCAGAGGCAGGAAAGUUAGAAAGGGGGAUGCAAAUUCAGGGAUUUCUGCUGAAAAUCAAAGACAGAAGAAAAGGGAGGAGACUGUUUUUGCCUUUGCCACUGAGAGAAAAUUUGAAAGCCUCCCUGUGGAGGAGGAGAAACGUUUCUCUAAAAUGCCUGUUUCUUCAGACUCAAACAGAAAAUCAGAGGAUAAUGGUGUGAUGGUUUCCCAUGUACCUGUGGAUUCAAGUCUCUCUGCUGCUGCUCUUGUUCAAGAUGAUAAAGAUGAACCUUCUGGAAAAGGUUGCAAUGUCCAGCCUGAGUGCAGGAAAACAGCUUCAAAAGAAAAUGGAUAUAAACCAAAUGAAAACAGUGAUGAGGAUGAUGAUAAUCUGUUUUUAACGCAGUCAGAUCCUGUGGAUAUGGAUAUAUGUUCUGAGGAAGAAAGUAUUGUAGAUACUGCUAUAACUAGUAAAAAACCUGAGGAGAUGGGUGCUGCUGAAAGCCUUCAGCAGAGGGAAUCCUCUACUGUUAUGUUAUGUAAGCACAAAGACUGUAUGGAAAAAGUGGAAAAAACAAGGGAGUACUGUAGUAAACAUUCAGAUAACUUGUUUGCCAAGCCCUCUCUCCUGCCACCUUCUAAAACAAGAAAGCCUUCCACCACCAAAAUUUUCAGCUCAGCAAGUUCUUCACGGAACGCAGCCUUCAGCAAGGAUUUAGAGGAUGUUAAAAAGCCACCACCAGCUUCAAGAAACAAAGAGAAUACAGCAAAGCCAGCAAGUGCAAAGGCUGUGCCAGCAGGAAAUCAGACAUCCAAGCCCCCAAGUUCCUCGAAUGUACCUCAGCUCUGGAGUUGUAACACUGUGCUCCAGUCCCUGAACAGGCAGAGUGACAACACCACAAACAUUGCCCGGAGGGCUGCCCAGCAACCUCCUCCCUUCCUUGACUCCAAGCAGAGGGACCACACUAUUUUUGUUAAUGAAGUCCUCAAGUGGACUUACCAAAUGUUUGCCAAGUCCAAUGAGCUUGGACCUCCAAGUGACCUCCUGCAGUCUGUAGUAGGCUCUGUUCCAGUCCAGUUUCAGGGGGAGAAACACUACUUUGAUACAUUAUUCCCCUUGAUGAUGCUAAAUGCCUUUGAAACACUGGCAAAAGAAUGGAUAGAAAACCAGAGAGUAAGAGAGAAGAGUUACUACUUCAACUUAGAGAACUUCUCUUCUGACUUGAAUACAGCAAAUUUUACAGCCAAUUUUACAGCUCAUUUUAAAGAAAGUGAUUUGGCAAAGCAACUUCACCCAAAGGAGGAUGACUUAAUCUUUUUGGUGGUCCAAAAGAAAAAAGAUUCCUUCAGGGAGGAAAGUGAGAUGGAGCCCCAGCCAGAGCGUCACGUUGGGCUUGUGAAACGAUUCACUCGUGCGUCUGGGUGUGCAGCUAGACAAAAUGAGCAGCAUACUGUCUGCCAUCUUUCUGUGCAAACUCGAGGCAAUUUGUCUUUCUGCAUGAAUAAGCAAGUGAAGUGUGUGGUGGUUGGCUCCCUGGUGACCACACGCCGAACAUUCAAAGCUCUGCUCCUGCUGCACAAGAGUUGCCUGAUCAGACCCAUCCUAAAUCCAAGUUAUGACUACUUCUGUCCCAGAAGUUUACCUGCAGCUUCAGAAAGUGCUGCAUUUGCUAUGAAUGGAUACAAUGAAGGUCAGAAGAGGGCCAUUGACACAGCUUAUGCCAUGGUAAAGGAACACCCAGAGCUUCCCAAGAUCUGCCUCAUCCAUGGACCACCUGGAACAGGGAAAUCAAAAACUAUUGUUGGACUUCUGUCUCGUGUUCUGGGAGAAAACACUAGAAAUGAGAAAGCAACACAAAAACCAAAUUUCAAGACCAAGCCAAACCGUUUUCUAGUUUGUGCACCAUCAAAUGCUGCUGUUGAUGAACUAAUGAAAAAGAUCAUCGUUUCAUUUAAGGGAAAAUGCCAAAACAGACAGGAGCCUUUGGGAAAUUGUGGUGAUAUCAAAUUAGUGCGACUUGGUGCUGAAAAAACUAUCAACAGUGAAGUCCGGGGAUUUGGCCUGGAUAAGCAAGUUGAACAUAGAAUGAAAAGAAAGCCAACUGACUGUGAUCAGGAUAUGCAGAAGAAAAAAGCAGCCCUGGAUCAGCAGCUGGACCUGCUGUCUCGUCAGCGUGCCAUGCACAGAUGUCAGAAGAGGGAGGUGAGUCAAAUGUUAGAUGAUGAAAUUGCCAGAAUUUCCAAGGAGAGACAACAGCUCGCGUCUCAGCUGAAGGAGGUUCGGGGGCGUGCUCAGAAGGUACAGGAUGACAUCAUCUUGGAGUCUGACAUCAUCUGCUGCACACUGAGCACCAGUGGAGGGGGGCUGCUGGAAUCAGCUUUCGGGCGGCAAGGCCGGCAAAGAUUUGGUCCCUUCUGCUGUGUCAUUGUGGAUGAGGCAGGGCAGUCCUGUGAAGUUGAAACACUGAUUCCACUGAUCCAUCGCUGUAGCAAACUUGUCCUUGUUGGAGAUCACAAACAGCUUCCUCCUACUGUAAAAUCACUAAAAGCUCAGGAAUAUGGCUAUGAUCAGUCCCUGAUGGCCAGGCUGCACAGGCACCUGGAGGAGCAAGUGAGGAAGAGUCUUCUCCGCAGCCUGCCCGUCGUGCAGCUGACUGUGCAGUACAGGAUGCACCCUGACAUCUGCCUCUUCCCAUCCAAUUAUGUUUAUGGCAGGGCUCUCAAGACUGACAAAGCAACAGAAGAGAACAGAUGUUCUUCAGACUGGCCAUUCCAGCCCUAUCUUAUUUUUGAUGUAGGAGAUGGUCAGGAGGAGCGAGACCAUGACUCUUUUAGUAAUCCUCAGGAAGUGAAGCUGGUGAUGGAAUUAAUUAGAACAAUUAAAGAAAAAAGGAAGGAUCUGGGACUGCGUCGUAUUGGAAUUAUCACCCCUUACAGUGCACAGAAAAAGAAAAUUCAAGAACAAAUGGACAAAUUGUUUAAGAAUAACAGCAGCCCAGGGGAAGUGGACACAGUGGAUGCCUUCCAGGGCAGGGAGAAGGACUGCAUCAUAGUGACCUGUGUCCGGGCAAACAGCACCCGGGGCUCUAUUGGGUUUCUGGCAAGUCUCCAGCGUCUGAAUGUUACAAUUACCCGAGCCAGAUUCAGCCUCUUCAUCCUUGGAAAGCUGAAAACACUCAUGGAAAACAAAGACUGGAAUGCAUUGAUUCAGGAUGCUCAGAAAAGAGGUGCCAUUAUCAGAACAUCAGAGAAAAGCUACAGAAAUGAUGCUUUUAAGAUUUUGAAGCUCAAGCCAACAGUGCAGCCUCCAACCAAAGCAGGGCCAAAGCCACGUCCCGUUCUGCAGGGUUCUUCCAGUAGCAAGAGGGUUGAGCUUGCAAAUCCAAGCUUGGCCAGCAGCCCCCGGGAUGUGGCUGCAGGCCCUGGCCAGGCAGUGCCCCAGGGGAGCAGAGGGACCCCCCAGGCACAGGGGGCUCAGGCUGUGGACUCCAGGAGGGGCAGUGCCCCCACACCCGGGGGGGUUACAGCACUUCCCACCCAAGAGAAACUCCGUGACCCGAGGCUGGCCAGCAGGACUGACCCAAAAGGGAAGGAGCAGGUGUCAAAAGAUGGUGAGCAGUCGGCCCAGAGCAAUCCAGGAUCUGCAUCCCAGAGGGGCCUCGCUGGGGCCUCAGCUGCCAGGGAUCAGAGUUCUGGAACAGAAACUUUCAAGAAGCCCCAGCAGGCGAUGGGACAAUGCGAGGUGCCUUCCACAUCACCUCAAGCAGCUUGGCCCGAGGGUGACUGUAGAGCUCCUGUGCUGGAAAGCAGCCAAAAACCCCUCAGUGAAGGAGGUCAAAGUACCAGCAGUGUGUGGAACAAAGACUCUCGUGUUCUACCAAAGAGAACAUCAGAUGAAUCUCCAGAGAACACAGAAUCAACCGGGUUCAAGAGAAGGAAGACCUGACUUUGGCAUUACCUCGAUACCAAAAAUCUGUUCCCAGUUUUCUGUCUGCUAGGGAUUGUAUUUUAAAUUAUUUAGGAUGCCUGGAACUCCCUUGUAUUGAUACUACCACUAUCAGUAGAUCCAUCUUUUUCCCAUCCUGUCCCUAAUUGUGAAGGGAACUUCAUACCUGAGAGUUGGUAGCUUUGAAAAGGAAAAGCUGGGUAACUGCAUUGCUUGGAAGAGCAGUGAAUUUUGUAAUCUAGGAAGUUUAAGGUUGUAAAUGUUUAACAUUGUAUAUUUGUACAGCAUACAUAAUUAUUUUAAGAUUUAAUUUGGCAAAUAUAUAGCUUCUUGUUUCCUUCUGCAAAUGCUCAUUUCUUAGGCAUGUAAUUUUUUAAUGACCCACGGCAAAGCAAAAACCAAACAACCUCAAACCCCAAACAAGAAACAAAAACCUCCCAGAAGUCCAGAAACUUUUUGCCUUUGCACUAGUAAGUCUUAAUUUAUUUGAUAGGAAAGAGUGAUUGUUGAAAAUGAGGUAGCAGUGACUUUCCCUCACGCUCCACUUGUGCCUCAGGAAAGACUGAAGGCAGAUACACAUUUGUUGAAUGGAGAGAGUUCUACUUAAUUUGCAUAUUUUACUCCCUGUUUUUAUAGGAACAGAAGAACUUUUGUUUAUACAAAUGUGCCUUGAGUUUAGCUCUAGCUGCUGCUUUAUCAGAUGGAAUCCUUUUCUUGUUGCAGUGGCAACACAAACUGCAGAUUAAAGCCUAUGAGGUCUGUUUGGUCCCAGUGAGUCCAUGUGAGGAGUGAUCAAUAGCAAUGGAAUCUUCAUCAAAGAUCUAGUUAACACUUAUUGAUAAUGACACCUGAAUUUCUUUGUCUAGAGCUUUUGGAGCCCUCCAGUGAUAAAAAGGGCAAGUAGUUCAUUCUAGGUGUUAUUACAGGAAAUGUUGAUGAAAAAUAUAUAACCACUUAACAUGGGGUGGGGGGAAAAACAGUUUUUAAGAAAGCCUUUCUCUGAUGGGAGCAUUUCACAAUGAAAGUGAAGUUAUUUCUCCUAAGACCCCAAGGGUCUCUCUGCAGUAUCACUUCCUUUUUCUGGAGUGUGUGUCUGUCUCAAGGAGGUGAAGAGCAACAUUUCCUGGGCAGAGUUUUGCAUGGAGAGAAGUCUGGCAUGGUUCUGCCUGAGGGUGCAGC